Amblyraja radiata (thorny skate) is the source of this 2492-nucleotide messenger RNA. Its product is annotated as ribonuclease ZC3H12A. Gene Ontology annotation, cellular component: cytoplasmic ribonucleoprotein granule; nucleus. Gene Ontology annotation, biological process: 3'-UTR-mediated mRNA destabilization. The transcript is spliced from 6 exons. NCBI's taxonomy places the organism in Eukaryota, Metazoa, Chordata, Chondrichthyes, Rajiformes, Rajidae. The coding region runs from base 68 to 2191 and encodes 707 amino acids. Gene Ontology annotation, molecular function: metal ion binding; mRNA binding; RNA endonuclease activity. The record is from RefSeq and is a predicted model, not a curated record.
UCAGACAUAUAUAUAUAGCCUGGGCUGCCGGCGCAGCGCUCAUCACACAGGUUUGGGUGAAGUUGGUAUGCGUGUUCCAGGACGGGUCGAUGGAGAACACGGCAAGCGGACCACAGAUGUUGCUUUAAAGGAACGUGGACUAUACCAGCAGGAGAAAAUGAGUUUGGCAGAACCUGCCCAGUACAGCCAUCACUCCCCCUUAGACCUAUCCUCCUGCAGCAAAGGCAUCCUAACUGAUUCCUCUCACAGCACUAGGACUUGCCCUGCCAAGCGAACAUUGACUUCCAAAGAAGUCUAUUCGGCCAAUGUUUGGAAAAGCAGCAAUUCAAAGGAACUCAAGAAGGCCGUUGACUUGGAGGGGAAGGAUGGCGCCGGUCACGAGAGUGAGAAUUCCGCCCAGAGCAUGAACGAUUCUUCCGAGAUGCAAAUGAAAAUGGAUUUCUUCCGUAAGUUGGGUUACACUUUGGAGCAGAUCCACUUGGUGUUUCAGAAGGUGGACAGCAGCGCAGAUACCAACACCAUACUAGGGGAGCUGGUGAAGGCAGAAGGUCCAGUAGAGAAGGACGUGGGGGCAGAGGAGAUUCCUGUGCCUGCCCUGGUAUCUCGAGGUGGUUCCUCACUCAAAACUCCAAGCAAUGGGCCCACGAGGGAAGAGGCACAAGAGCAGGAAGCCAACUUGCGGACGAUUGUCAUAGAUGGCAGCAAUGUUGCUAUGAGCCAUGGGAAUAAAGAAGUCUUUUCUUGCCUUGGAAUUCAACUGGCGGUGAAUUGGUUCCUUGAGAGAGGUCACACAGACAUCACGGUCUUUGUCCCAUCUUGGAGGAAGGAGCAAUCGAGGGCUGACGUGCCGAUCACAGAUCAGCAUUACCUUCGAGAGCUCGAGAAGAAAAAAAUACUGGUCUUCACCCCGUCGCGGCGGGUUGCUGGGAAGAGGAUUGUCUGUUACGAUGACCGCUUCAUUGUCAAACUGUCGUACGAAGCGGACGGCGUCAUCGUCUCCAAUGACACUUACCGGGACCUGCAGACCGAAAAUCCCGAAUGGAAGAAGUUCAUCGAAGAGCGUUUGCUGAUGUACUCAUUUGUGAAUGACAAGUUUAUGCCUCCGGAUGAUCCCCUUGGGCGGCAUGGACCCAGUCUCGAUAACUAUCUCCGAAUAAAACCUGUCAUCCCAGAGCAUAAACGUCAACAUUGUCCCUAUGGUAAAAAGUGCACAUAUGGAAUCAAGUGUAAGUUUUACCACCCGGAGCGUGUGAACCAGCCACAGCGUUCGGUGGCAGAUGAGCUCCGAGCUACUGCCAGGGCUUCUCCAACCAAAAACAUCAACGCUGGGAGCAGGGAGGAUAAAAAGGCCAAUGUGCCAAAGAGGUUGCCCUAUUCUGACAGUGGAGCAUUUAACCAGAGGGAGAUUGACUCAUCACAGAAACAUAGUUCGGACUGGCAAUACCCAAAGCAGAAUGAUGUCGCUGGAGACCCCAGUGGGCCGUUGAAAGGAACUGCGCUAACCAAGGAUGCACCCAUCAACAUGAGCUCAGAGUGGUUUCAGCGCAUGGCGUUUGACCACAGCAUCAAUAGCUCAACCUGCUCCAGCUUACAUAAAAGUUACGAUGAAGGCUUUGCCUCUUUUGAGAAAGAAUUCCCUGAAAUGUGGCCUUCUAGACCCCAUAGUCACAAUGAACCAUAUCCUAUCAGCAAUGAACAAUAUUAUUUACCCAGAAACAGUUUAGACCAUCAUCAGUAUAGCUACCAUUCUCAUGAGUCAAUGCCUUCGUUGGGCCACUAUAGUUAUCCUACACAACACUCUACCACUGUCUCUGGGCGCAGUAUGCCUCAGGGCAGAAUAGCAGUCCAGCCACACUUCAGUCUGUCUAACGAGUACAAUUCACUGGCUUCCACACAAUCUCAUGGUUGCUGGCCCGACUCACACCUCCCCUCAACCAACAGCAGGUCACAGAGCCUCCCUGACCCUUGGUCCAUGAACAGAGGGGACCGACAAGCUGCCGAGCCGUACUGGCCAAGCGGCCAGUGGGCUGCUCGUGACCAAUGCGAGGAGGAGCGGGAGAGUGUGCGCAUGAAGUUGUGUGCCAUCUUCCAACCCCACCUGGUAGAUACUGUCAUGAAGCAACACCCACAGCUUCUCGAUCCCCAGGAGCUGGCUGCUAGCAUUCUGAUGUAUAAAAACCGAAGACCCUAGUGCUUCAUGUGAAAAAUGUAGCAAAACGUUUCAGUGUCAGUUCAGUUUAUUGUCACGUAUACCGAGGUACAGUGAAAAGCUUUUGUUGCGUGCUAAGCAGUCAGUAGAAGGACAAUACAUGAUUACGAAACGUAUGAAUCAACCCAAGUUGUGAUUAAUGCAAUUAGUAAUGCAAGUCCAAUAGAUUCCCUGCUUGUGUUCACAUGUUUAUGAUUGUAUAAAUUCCUGAAAUGGAGUAAUUUUAAAACUGGUUUUAUUAGUUUCGUUUGGUUUAGCGAAAUAGGCCCUUAGGCCCAAGGAG